Molecule: messenger RNA, 1146 nt
Organism: Capronia epimyces CBS 606.96
Lineage: Eukaryota; Fungi; Ascomycota; Eurotiomycetes; Chaetothyriales; Herpotrichiellaceae
Product: glycolate oxidase
Exons: 7
Coding region: 1-1146 (381 amino acids)
Molecular function (GO): FMN binding; oxidoreductase activity
Source: RefSeq, a predicted model, not a curated record
AUGGCCGGACGCCCAGAGUCUUUAGACUCCAACGUCUAUUGUAUAGCUGAUCUCAUUGAGUUCUGCAACAAGAAAGUGUCUCGAACAACGAGCGAGUACAUCGCAGGGGGUGCAAUGGACAUGAUCACAGUGGCGGAGAAUUGCGCCUCAUUCGAUCGAUAUCGGUUGGUUCCUCGAGUUAUGAAAGACGUUCGACACGUCGACCCAUCAUCAAAGUGCUGGGGAAGCCAGACCUCCAUGCCUCUUGGUUUCUCCCCCACAGGUCUGCAUGGCGUUGCCCACCCUCAUCGGGAGCUGGGGGUUUCGAGAGCUGCUGCCAAAGUCGGAGUUCCCAUGUGUCUAUCCAGCUGGGCAAAUUCGUCCAUAGAGGACGUCGUCACGCAGGGAGAUGGGUCGGGGAUACCUUAUGCAAUGCAACUGAGUGUUGUUGAAGACCCUGAUGCCAAUCUUUAUACUAUUCGGAAAGCCGAGGCCGCUGGAGCCAAAGCAUUAUGGAUCACAUGUGAUCUGCCCAUCCUGGGAAGAAGACUGAACGAAUACAAGAACCAAUUCAGCAUCCCCGAAGGCCUGACCGUGCCCAAUCUGCCUCCGGAUGUCGAUUUCCGUGCUUCGUCCCAAGAUUCUCGAAUGGGCUACGAUCGAGGCAUGACAUGGGAAAAGGUGAACUGGUUCAAGAGCCAUACAAGAAUGCAAGUCUGGCUCAAAGGAAUCAUGCACCCAGAAGACGCACUGUUAGCGAUCGACGCCGGUGCCGAUGGGAUCAUCGUAUCAAACCAUGGCGGUCGUCAGCUCGACGGGAUUCCGUCCACGUUGGAAGCUCUGCCUGGAGUGGUGAGAGCGGUCAAUGGACGAGUGCCUGUCCAUUUCGAUGGAGGCAUCCGUCGUGGCACUGACAUUUUCAAAGCCCUUGCGCUCGGUGCAGACUUCUGCUUUGUUGGCAGGAUAGCCCUUUGGGGACUAGGUUAUAACGGGGAGGACGGGGUCCGGUUGGCGUUACAACUUCUCUACGACGAGUUUCUGGCCACGAUGACCAUGGUCGGCGUCAAUUCAGUCGAGGAGAUCGGACCUCAGCAUGUGGCUAGGGUCUUGUCGGACGGGUCUUUGAUCAGUUUGGCCGACAAGUCACGACCGGUUUCCAAGUUAUAG